UUGCAAUAAUCUUUCUAUUCAACAAAACAAUAUAAACCAACAGCGUCGCUUCAAGAUCUAUCCAGCUAGCCUACCGUUUAAGCCCCAACUCAAAAUGCAGUUCUCUAAGCUCCUUAAUGUUGUAGCCUGCCUCGCUACUACUGCGCUGGCUGGCUCCGAAACGGAAGCACCUACUGAGCUUCUUGAUAAUGGUCCUCAGGUGCUUGCAUGCAACCAUGUCAAUUUUCAAGAUUGCUGGCCGCGUAUCAACGUCAACAUCAAUACUUGCCAGGACGUCCCUGCAAGCAUGAGCAACAAGAUAUCAUCAAUUCAACCCAAUGCUGCAGCUGGUGCAUGCCGUUUCUUCAAUAAUCGGGGCUGCGAAGGUCCUUCUUUUAUUGCCGCAUUUCCUUGUAUUAACAGUCUUCCCGCCCAUUAUCCUGGUUUUAACGACAACAUUCAAUCCUUUGAAUGUUUCCAUUAAACCUUCAUUCUAAUUUUAUUCCACUUAGUAGGAAUAAUCUUGGAACGGAGGAUAGACAUAUCUUCAGACCUGCAUCAAUCAAGGAAUGGAACAUUUGGUCAAGUGGUUUCUCGUCCACCUCAGCUCACAACCCAGACAAACCAAACCAAUCCAUAUGCAGCUAGAUAUUUAGGUUUACUUCUCUACGCUCAUUUAGAUAUUUUAAUUUUACACUGUGAACUUUUG
This is a messenger RNA of Trichoderma harzianum CBS 226.95, 688 nucleotides long. RefSeq lists its product as hypothetical. The record is from RefSeq and is a predicted model, not a curated record. Lineage: Eukaryota; Fungi; Ascomycota; Sordariomycetes; Hypocreales; Hypocreaceae. The transcript has 3 exons. Bases 95 to 463 code for a protein of 122 amino acids.